Molecule: messenger RNA, 656 nt
Organism: Triticum aestivum (bread wheat)
Lineage: Eukaryota; Viridiplantae; Streptophyta; Magnoliopsida; Poales; Poaceae
Product: defensin Tk-AMP-D2
Exons: 2
Coding region: 104-352 (82 amino acids)
Biological process (GO): defense response
Source: RefSeq, a predicted model, not a curated record
ACCUUGGCUUUGCUAGACAAGACAGCCCCACGUAGUAGCAGCAGCAGCAGCGGAGAGCGCGGUCGGUUCUCUAGCAUCUCCGGUGAAGCGAGCAAGCAGAGAGAUGGCGUCCCGUCGUCCCAUGGCCGCCGCGCCUGCCGUCCUCCUCCUCCUGCUCCUGCUCGUCGCCACAGAGAUGGGGACGACGAAGGUGGCAGAGGCCCGGACGUGCCUGUCGCAGAGCCACAAGUUCAAGGGCACCUGCCUCAGCGACAGCAACUGCGCCGGCGUGUGCCGCACUGAGAACUUCCCCGACGGCGAGUGCAACUCCCACCGCCUCGAGCGCAAGUGCUUCUGCAAGCGGACCUGCUAAGCAAGACCAGUCCGCGCGACAUCAUCCGAUCCGACGGAUGCUACUUGCCAGAGCAUCUAUGCCCGCCGUCAGUUAGAUCUGUUCGUCCCUACAUUUCUUUCACGUCCGUCAGUAGUUUGUUCGUGUGUUCCGUUUACAAUAGUGGUUAUCUCCAUGCAUCCGGAGGUUUAGUCUAAUUAGUUCGCCGGCCGCCGUGCGUUCGUGGCUCUUUAAUCUAUGCGGCGAUGUAACAUGGUCAUUGCGUUGUUUCAGGCUUUCAGCAUGGACUGAUAUCCAUAUGCAAUGCAUCUGUUGGUGGCCUCAA